This is a messenger RNA of Striga hermonthica, 714 nucleotides long. Lineage: Eukaryota; Viridiplantae; Streptophyta; Magnoliopsida; Lamiales; Orobanchaceae. The record is from the annotation of a GenBank genome assembly.
AUGGAGAAUUUAAUUUUCAUCAUUGGUGUAAUAGGCAACAUAAUCUCAGUUCUCAUGUUUCUAUCUCCGGUGAAAACAUUUUUGAGGAUCGUGAAAAACCGAUCGACCGAGGAAUUCGAGAGCCUACCGUACGUGUGUACGCUGUUGAAUUCGAGCUUGUGGACUUACUAUGGAAUUAUAAAGCCUGAGAGCUAUCUUGUUGCCACUGUUAAUGGCUUCGGAGUGGUGGCUCAGUUGGUGUAUAUAGCUUUGUUUCUUCUAUUUGCUCCUCCAAGACAAAGAGUAAGGACAGCAAUAAUGUUUGCAGUUGUAAAUGUGUUAUUUUUUGGGGCAGCUUUAGUAGUCACAUAUUUGCUGUUGAAUGAGGACAUAAGGAUUGAUGCAAUUGGACUCAUGAGUUCAGCUUUCAACAUUAUUAUGUAUGCUUCACCUCUUGCAGCCAUGAAAAGCGUGGUGACGAGCAAGAGCGUGGAAUAUAUGCCUUUCCUUCUCUCCUUUUGCUUUUUCUUGAAUGGUGGAGUUUGGUCUUUCUAUGCUUUCCUUCAGCGAGACUGGUUUCUUGGGGUACCAAAUGGGAUUGGCCUUGCAUUAGGGACACUGCAGUUGGUACUCUACGCAAUGUACACUAAUUACAAACCAUCAAAACUUCAAAAGGCUGAUUUCGAGGACACAAGCCAAAAUGAGCCACUGAUUUCAGCUUCACAACAAUGUUGA